UUCUUCUACAACUGCAGCCACCUCGGUAGCUCGCCAGAUAAUAAAGUCGGAACAUUCAAGUUCUUUGGGACAAUUUCGUGGUUUAUUUGCCACUAUGAUUUAAACAUACUUAUGUGGAAACAACUAGCUACCCCAUUUAAUGUAAUAUUCACGUUGUAAGUCAGUUAGCUGGCUGGUUAAGUUUGCACUAAUCUAGUCGCUAAUGCUAACUAGCAAUUAUCCCCGACCAUGAGUUCACUAAACUUCUCUCCUCCUUCUAAAGAAGAGGUCUGCUGGACGAAGAAAGAGGGUCUCGUCAAAGAGGAGGCGGAAGAGGAGGCUGUUACAAUACAAGAACAAGUAGAGGGCGAUGUUGUUACCGUGAAAGAAGAAGAGAAAGACGCCUUCAGAGUGAAAGAGGAGGAGGAUGUUACUGUGAAAGAAGAGGAGGCAGAUGCCGUUUUUGGAGUGAAGGAUGAAGUGAAAGAAGAUGAAGACGUUUUUGGAAUGAAGGAUGAAGAGGGGGAGAUUACUGUCACAUUAGAGGAGGACGAAGAAGAGAAGACUGGAGAUCUGAUUAACACCAGUAAAUACAUGACACUGACUCCGAAUGGGAGCCCCCAGUGCCAAGGUGUCCAUCCCCCACUGAAGCUGGUUCAUCCAGCUCCUGCCACAAGUGGUGUUCAUCUGCCCAAAUUUAUUUCUGCAGGCAUGGAUGUGCCUCAGGGCCAAAAGCGCACAGCACGGAGGCGUCGCUGUGUUCUUUGCAAAAUGAAGUCCCCCAUCACCUGCACCACAUGCUUGGUGACCCUCUGCUUUACAGCAGAAAGAGACUGCUAUGGCACCUGGCAUCAGCAGCACAAUAUUGUGUAGAGGACUGAGGGUCUUACAAAUAUUGAAAGUGUUAUUUUGUAAAUGUAUUUUUAUUUUUCAUUUUUUGGGGUGGUGUGUUAGAAUACCAUUUUGGUAUUCUGUAUAUAGUUAUUCCAUUCAAAAUGUAAAACUUCACCAAUUUGGCAACUUGGGUACAUUUGAGCUACUUGUGUGGGACACCUGGGUAACUUCAUGAUAGAUGUCAUGUAGCAGACUCAUUUUGGAAGUUAUCGUUCUGAAAAUUUGCACAAGUACUGCUGCCCUCUUAUGUUUUUCACUGAAAUUGUCCCCAUCAUCCUAUCUGAAUGUUUGUUUUGUCUUGUUGAUUUUAAAGAUGAUGAUACAAUUUAUAAUACAAUGUAUUAUCUAAACCAGAUCUAUUGUGUUAUAUUCUCCUACAUUCAAUUCACAUUUACACAAAUGUCAGAAUGUUUUCUUUCAAAUGAAAUCAAGAAUAUGCAGAUCCUUGGUUCUGAACCUGAGCUACAGGCAGUUAGAUUUGGGUAUGUCUUCAGGCGGAAAUUGAAAAAAGUAGGAGGGUAACUGUAAGAGGUUAACUUUAUUGACAACACCCAAAUGUAUACUGUCAUUAAUGUGGUUCUUCAAUAAUUACACAAUUGUUAAUACUGUAGCUGUUUAGUUACAGUCACAUGUUCAACUAUCAUCAGCUGAUCCAGGGAAUCAUUUUCUGAAUGACAAUGACAUGACAAACAUCACGACAUGCAACAACAGCCAAAGUGCUUCUUCAUUCAUUACUCUGGUAAAGACAGUUAUGUCGUGCUCCAUGUUGGAUCCAACAUCCCUAAUGUUAUUUUCCUAUAUUUAUUGUUAGGUGAAGUUAAGGGUCCUACAGUAGGUCUAUGUUAUUGUUAUGGGUCCUAGAGUACACUAUGUAUGUCAUGCAACAACAACCAAAGUGCUUCUUCAUUCAUUACAUAGGUAUAUUUGUUGUUAGGUGAAGUUAUGGGCCAAUUUGGCAAACUGUACAAACCCUCAUUGUCAGGCUGAUGGAAAAGCUAGCCAAAGAGUAUUUUACUGGUUGAAAUGUUUUUUAAGGUCAAAGGGAUUGAUUUGCGAUGAUGACACAAACAUUAUAUUAAGCAGGACAUUCAAACGAGCCUUACAAUUAUAAUCCAAAGCAGUGUGAAAUGCACUCAUAAGCAACCUGGAAAUGGAGGUUACUCCCCUAAGUUUUCUCCUAUUCAUAUUCAGAAUACAUUGUGAAAAACUUCAUCUUUGCUCACCAUUUAAGAUAUACUACAUCCAUAACUAGUGGUUUCCUCAUUUGCAGGGAGGUUUUUCCAAAACUAAAUUGCAUGUGCAUCACCAUUGUGCCGCAAUUUUAGCAAACACAGAAAGGGACCCAUAUUGGAGACCAAAAGUCGUCUGGCACACUGCUUAGAGUUUCAACAACAUGAAUAACUUAUUUCUAGCCUACAAUCAUCGAUGUUAGUACUAAUGUGAAAACAAGACAAAAUAUGACUCUUCUUGCUCAUUUUAAGACAAAUAUCAAAUAAUCAUUACAGACGUCAAUUGUUGUACAACAUCAUGGCUACGCUGUUGGCAUCACCUUUUACAGUGGAUUUCUGCUUGCUGGUGUGGGCCUUCAACCAUCUGUCUGACUUUGUCAUUCACACAGGAAAGAGACGUGACUAUUGUGGAUCCUCUGGAGAGCCUCAAGAACCUUAUGAUGCUUAUCAGGCAGAGAAGAGUCUCUCCACAUUAGAAUACCUCAAGAAACACCCACAGAGAUCCACAGGGAAGAGAACUCACCGCUGCUCUGACCGUGGGAAGAGGUUCACCUCACCAGCAGGCAUUAAAAAACAUCAGAGAAUCCACACAGUAGAGAAACCUUUUAGCUGAACUCAAUGUGGGAAGAGUUUUGAUACAUCUAGCCAUCUGAAGAUACACCAGAGAAUACACACAGGAGAGAAACCUUAUAGCUGUACUCAAUAUGGGAAGAGUUUUACUCAGCUAAGCAACCUAAUAUCACACCAGAGAACACACAUGGGAGAGAAACCAUAUUGCUAUGAUGAAUGUGGGAAGAGUUAUGUUACAUCUAGCUAUCUAACUGUACACCAGAGAACACACACAGGAGAGAAAUCCUAUACCUGUAAUCAAUGUGGGAAGAGUUUUACUCAGUCAAACAGCCUGGUACAACACCAGAUAACACACACGGGAAAGAAAUCUCGUAGCUGUGACGAGAGAUACUCUGAUAAAAGAUCUCUGAUCAAAUUUCAGAAAAUACAAACAUGAAGGAGUUGUUUCAUGAUAUCAAUUAAAUAAUGUCACAAUGUAGAAUGUUUUAACAUUGUAGUAGGAGUAUUUUAAGAAGGUUAAACGUUUGUCCGCUGUUCUAUUGAUUUCAUCAUGAUAUGGAUAUUAGCCUCAGGGGGAAAAUCCAGGCUCUGAAUUGAAAGUACUAUUUAUGUGAUGUAACAAAAAUUGACUCUCAAAAAAAAAGUUGUGUUACACUUACCACAUUAGUGACCCACUUGAAUCAAAAUGCAACACUUCAAAAUGUAUUAUACAUUGUAUUGACCUGCUCCCUUAUUAAUAAGUGAAUAAAGAUUUAGUUUAAGAAUAA
Molecule: messenger RNA, 3439 nt
Organism: Oncorhynchus kisutch (coho salmon)
Lineage: Eukaryota; Metazoa; Chordata; Actinopteri; Salmoniformes; Salmonidae
Product: zinc finger protein 189-like
Exons: 2
Coding region: 229-852 (207 amino acids)
Biological process (GO): regulation of transcription by RNA polymerase II
Cellular component (GO): PcG protein complex; chromatin; transcription regulator complex
Molecular function (GO): RNA polymerase II cis-regulatory region sequence-specific DNA binding; DNA-binding transcription factor activity, RNA polymerase II-specific
Source: RefSeq, a predicted model, not a curated record